GAACAAUGCCUUGUGUACCUACUAUAUUGAACGUGUUCUCUAUCGACCGUCGAGGAGUUUGCGCAGACUCCUGACCAUCUACUUUUUUCUAUUGUCCAACACCCCUCCUAGAAGACGAAAAGUCAUAGUCGAAGGGAGAAUUGAAACGAGAAGAAAGCAAAAACGAAUACAGAAGGUAAAAUUGCAAAAAUCUUUAGUGAAAAACUUCAAAGACCAUCCGUAUGAUAGUCUCAAGUGCUUAGGGAGUACAAUUGUGCUGGUCUGGGGGUAUUUGUGGUGUGAUUUUCCAAGGUUUCCAUUUGUGAGGACUCCAAAAGAAAGCACACGGACUCAAAUAAAGUGAGACUGUGUGGCAGAGAAUGUUGAGCUGGACGAGUGGCAUCUCGACACUCGUGAAAUGUUUCCUUCUCGACACCUGAUUGCCACAAGUACAGCACUGGGAGCUGUUGCAAUUGCUGAUAUUGUGUCUGGGCGCUACUGUGAAGGUGGACAUCGGUGCUCUGCCCCCAAAGAAUGCUGUGCCCAGGGUUGUUGCUAUCUGUAUGCCCCGCCGAGCCCUCCACGUACGGUUCCUCCGGCGGCGGAUCAUGUUCUGAAUCUUUUCUUCAUCAAUCACUGGUACUUCUGGUGUCUCGUUUUGGCCAUCAUCCUGGCACUACUGUGCGCUUGUUCGCUCUGGAAGAAACGCCGACAGUUGUGCGGAUGGGGCGUCCCAGGGGCAGGUCACAGCACACAUUCGGAAGGUGAUUCUGCAGGCUCGUGCUACGCUCCGCCACAGUAUAGCCGCUGCAGUUCCUUCCAUCAUGCACCGCCGCCAUACACAGAAGUCACAUCUAAGCCUGACCUGUAUCCCCUGGUGUUCUCCUGCAACGGCGACAGUGGCAAGAAUGGCGCCAACUACCUCAUGGUGCAGUACUUUCGCAACUACAUCGUGAGACCUCUGGGCAGUAUCUCCGCCACGAGUACAGUGGAUUCGCUCAGCUCUAGCUUCAUAUGCACCGUCAAUGAGGCAAAUAGUCUCGUACCGCCACCAUAUUCACGUGCCGCGAGUCCCGAUGCCACAACCACAAUCUCCAUCAACAGAUCAUUCCCACGCUCUGCCUCCCAGCACGCCACAUUUGCGGUGGAUCCGCACUACCUCAGGCCCGCUAAUUCUGUACCCGGUGCCAUGAGUUGUGCCGCCUUGCCAGGAACGGGAAGUGUAGCUAGCGAGGACGGAUCUACACCGUGCCUGCGUUUCUCCGAUAGCACCAACUUUCCCUACCUAUCGAGUGGAUCGCAACAAGAACCCUCGCCCGGUACAGUAACGCUCAAUAUUUCGCAGAGUGAACACCACAUCCAGGAAGCUGGUCAAAAUUUAGCAUCGAAUGCCGCUAGUGCGGUCAGCAACAACAUUCUCUGUAGCCCCACAGGACAAACUGCACCUGCUACGGGAUCAGUAGAGAAUUUUCAUCAAAACUAUGAAGAUCUGAAUGCCCUGAGACGAAAUCUUGAGAAAUGUUGCCAUAUUCUGCAGAAGCAGCAUUCACCUGGUGCAGGAAAGUUCCCAUUGACACCAAGAGAGAAAUCCCCAAGUGCACUGGAGACAAGAUCUGAGCACUAUGAGGGUUUGAGGACAUUUGUCAACUCCAACAUGGACUCUGCCGUGUCGAGUCUAACGAACAUCGAGAGUCCGAUGUCACCACCACAAGCCAUUAGCCCGACGGAUGAAGUGCGAGAACUACUGGAGCAGAUAAAACAACUCCAGAGUACAACGAUUGGGAUUGAAGGACACGACGAUGGUGCAAGAGAGGAUCGUCAGGGUGGAUCAUCGCGUAAUUCAGGAAAUGUGGAAAAUGGAGUGACCCCGGAAACGUACACUGUGGUCCCACGACGUAGUCUCUUUGGUAAGUCUACGAAAUCUGCGUAUAUACCCUUCUCGUCCGUGAAGGAAAACCAGCGCAGUCCAACGAAUCAGCGCCCAACAAGCUUCCUCAUACUCAGCAAGGGGUAUCCGUAUACGGGAAAAAGGGGCUGGGUGUCGCGAUCAGCUCCUACGACCCCGGGUGCUUCCCUACCAACGACAAAUCAUCUUACCGAGGAUAGUCCCCUCCUCGAUGAGCACGACGAAGAGGAGCAGAACGUUUAAGGACUCCUUCCCCCGUUUACCCCCCCCCCCCCCCCCGCGGCACCCUUCCGUUCCCAAUCACCUAUCCCGGGCCAAGCCUCAAAUUUUGCUGUUCAACAUUUUUUAAUUAUAUUAUAUUAUAAACUGUAUCAAUGUGACAAUGUAGCCACUUUUCGCCCUACCCCCGCCAUAAUAUCUUUGAAACUCAGUAUCUAAUCUCUCUGGUGAUCCGGGACAUUUUUUAUGUGUAUACCUACUUUUCUCCUCCAGCAGCUCCGUCGGCUCAGUUUCUUCCUCCAAAUUUCCUUUCUUAUAUAACGAAUUUUUCUAUAAACGACACAGUGAAUGGCACAAGAAAGUGGACACUUUUACAUCUUUUGAUUUUAGAAGAUUAAUCAUGAAAGAUAUCCUAAAUUUUUGUAACAAAAAUAACACAAUAUUAUCGAAAUUAAUAGGAUUUGAAACCCUUUAGAUUGCAUUUUGUCAGUUAUUCCAAUAAGAAUUAGUUGAAUUAGUUGCUUGACCUUAAGCGAAGUAAAAUUGUAUAAAAUAGUUACAAAAACUAAUAAUAAUCGCGAAAAGUAUUAGGAAAUUUUUUUAUUACAGUCAGGUAUUAGUUAACGUCGCAUGGGAUAUACUCUUUCCACUCAUUAUUAUUAAUGGGUGAGAAGAGUACAUCCUAUGCGACGUUAACUAAUACCUGACUGUAUCAAUAUUUUAGCUGUGUUUCUUUCAGACACAGCUUUUUAGUUUUUCUAGCUCUUAAAGCUUUAAUUCACUCUUAAUGCUUUACAAAUGCGCCAAAGACCUUUAAUUUUGUAGAAUUGAAUACAAAAUGAAUGAAAUAGUCUAUUCACGGAACAUUAAAUUCGAUUUAUGUAUUUUUUUUAAUAGUAAAAGUUUCUUGCAAAAACAUAAAAAUCUCUUGAAUGUGUCGAUUCUUGUGCCAACCACUGUUUCAUUCAUUUAAAAAAUAAUAAUUCUGUCGUUAAAAUUGUGUAAUAUUUAAAACGCGUAUAUUUCAUUAGUUAACAAAAUAUGUAUUAUAAAAAAAUGAGUAAUGAGACAAAACUGUUAAUGAUAUAUUUAAGGAUUGCAUACUCAAAGUCACAAGAUAUAUUUACGUGCAACUUAGUAAUUAAAUAUAUAAGAACCCUUUUUUCGCUUUAAUCUCUCUCUCCCAAAAUCUCCCCUGAGAGUAACUAAAUCGAAGAGAAAACUAUGAUAUAAACUGAAUGAGAAUAAAAAACUGUAAUAAAGGUGUAACUUGUAAUAAAAUUGCAUUCCGGAAGCACUUCCUUUAGAUAGAGGCUUUACAAUGAAAAUUGUCUCGGAAUUGAAUAAUAAAAAUGUACGAAUUGCAAUAAUA
Lutzomyia longipalpis is the source of this 3476-nucleotide messenger RNA. RefSeq lists its product as uncharacterized. Lineage: Eukaryota; Metazoa; Arthropoda; Insecta; Diptera; Psychodidae. The transcript has 4 exons. Gene Ontology annotation, cellular component: cytoplasmic vesicle membrane. Bases 398 to 2128 code for a protein of 576 amino acids. The record is from RefSeq and is a predicted model, not a curated record.